Molecule: messenger RNA, 2697 nt
Organism: Aphidius gifuensis
Lineage: Eukaryota; Metazoa; Arthropoda; Insecta; Hymenoptera; Braconidae
Gene: Ubx
Product: homeotic protein ultrabithorax-like
Exons: 4
Coding region: 1019-2065 (348 amino acids)
Biological process (GO): negative regulation of transcription by RNA polymerase II; anterior/posterior pattern specification
Cellular component (GO): nucleus
Molecular function (GO): DNA-binding transcription factor activity, RNA polymerase II-specific; RNA polymerase II cis-regulatory region sequence-specific DNA binding
Source: RefSeq, a predicted model, not a curated record
UGGAAGCAGGAACACAAUUCGUAUGUGUAAGUGAGAACGUUCAGAACGUUGAAAGAGAACCGUGCAGCCAAGCAGAGUACGACUGGGUACAAAGUGGCGGUACACGGGGCAAAAGAAAAGCCAGUAGUGCGCCGUGGACCACCGCACUGGCAUACCGUGGUUCAUUACGAUACUCUUUGUACCAUCAUUUUUCUCGAUCAAACAUUUUCUGGCACAAACGGAAUUACAAUCGUUUACAGUCAAUUGCUAGUGCAAGUGCUAAGUGAAGCAAUAUUCAAAUACAUCAUACAAAAUAUUAUAUAUAGCUAUUAACGACUAAUGAUAAUCGGUUUUAUUAAAUUAUUUAUUUAUCAAUCAAUUUCGUGAUACUUUGAUUUUUUAUUCUGUUUUUUUUUUUUUUUUUCAUUUUUUGUUUAAUUUAAAUAUUUUUCAUUAUUGUUUUAAUUUUAAAUUUUAUUCACAAUAUCAUUCACACUACUGCAGCUGUCAGUCCAAGUUUAGUCUUCCAAAGUCACGUGUUGGAUUGUUCAGGAUACUUAUAGUGGUGAUAUUAUCAUCCAAUUACAUUUUAUGGUUCAUUAUUUUAUAUAAAAAAAAAAAAUCGAAAAACUAUCAUUGAAUUAUAAUUUCUGAGAAAACCAGCAAAACUUCCAUAUAGUUAGGAGAUAGUUCUAGUUAUUGUCGAUUUUAAAAGAAUAAAAUAAAAAUUUUCUUAUUCAAGAUAUUUAAAAAAAUUGACUUAAAUAAAAUUCAAAAUAGCUUCUCCAUUCACCGGCCGCUAAUAACUUUCACGACAUUGCGGCCGGCAAUUUAUUAUACCCGCCAGUAUUUAUGACUUUUAUCAUGUCAUUUUAAAUUGUGAUCCAAGUAAAAUGUGUUGCAAAUAAUAAAAAAAAAAAUCAUACUGAUGAAAAUUUAGAUUUAAAAAAAAUAUAUAUAAAAAUAAAAAUCUAAGCUAGUACACUGGCUAAUUUAUAAGUGGAUUUUAAAGUGCAAGUGUACUCUCAACACAGUGAUAAUGAACUCGUAUUUCGAACAGAGCGCGGGUGGCUUUUAUGGAAGCCAUCACCAUCAAGCUGGAGCACCAGGUCAACAUCAUGAUCCAACAAGCGCAGUGGCAUACAGAAGCUUUCCUCUUGGCCUUGGUAUGUCACCAUAUGCCUCGAGCCAACACCAUCAUCAUACAUCCAGUGGCUUAGGCAUACAUCCUGGAAGUGGUACAAAUACAAGACCACCACAAGAUUCACCAUACGAUGCAAGUGUUGCAACUGCCUGUAAAUUAUAUUCAUCAACUCCUGAAGCAACUGGCCAUACAACUUCAUCAUAUUCAAGUACAGCAAGUAAAGAUUGCAAACAACAAGAACAAGCAACAGCGGCUGCUGUUGCACAUCAAAAUGGAUAUGCUGCUGUUAUGGCAGCAGCUGCAGUCAAAGACGUUUGGCAAUCAGCAACAUCAGGUACAAAUGGUCAAAGUAAUACAGUUGUACGUCCAUCAGCAUGUACGCCAGAAGGUACAAGAGUUGGAAGUUAUGGUGGUCUUGUAGGUGGUGAUCCAGCAUCAAGUCCUGGUAAUAAUGGCUCCUCAAGGUCUCUUACAUCUUCGUGGAACACCUGCAAUCUCAACUCUACCACUAGCCAACCGGUCGCCACUCAACUACACCAACAACCUAGUGGCAACCAUACCUUCUACCCCUGGAUGGCCAUAGCAGGUAAGGACGAUAUCGCUAAGCCGCAUUGGACAUGGUUGCAAGGUGCAAAUGGAUUGCGCAGACGUGGCCGUCAAACUUAUACCCGCUAUCAGACACUUGAGUUGGAAAAAGAAUUUCACACAAAUCACUACCUCACGAGGCGAAGGCGAAUUGAAAUGGCACAUGCACUUUGUCUUACAGAAAGACAAAUAAAAAUAUGGUUUCAAAAUCGUAGAAUGAAAUUGAAAAAAGAAAUACAAGCAAUUAAAGAACUAAAUGAACAAGAAAAACAAGCACAAGCACAAAAAGCCGCUGCGGCAGCAGCAGCAGUGGUACAUCAACAAGGAGGUGGCGGGGGUCCGGAUGGGGGUAACUAGGGGUACGCCCUGCACCGGAGCACCCCUGAUCAUCGAAACGCAAAUCCACAUCAUUCUCUGCUAGCACCCCAAUGUACACAGCUAUAUUAAGGUGAGUGGUGGGCUGCUCCAACCCUUUCUGUUAUGCCAAAUAGGUGUCGAUGUGCUGCUCUGAUCCGUCGUUAGUCAAUUUUAUCGGUUGUGGCGAAUCGGAUGCUGCAUCCGGUGAGUGACCGAAUUUCCUCUUCGGAGUCUCCCGUAGUGAACUUGACACAUAAUUUCACAUUGUAAAACAAAUAAAUGUUGACAAGAAUUCACCUAGAGUACACAUCUGUAUAUUGUCAACAAUCAUCAUUACCAGUAGGUUCAUGAUAGUUUUAGCCCCUAAUUAUUACUUAAAUAUUAUAAUUAUAAUUAUUAUUUUUUUAUUCGUUACCUGUUUUUUAUAUUAUUUUCAUUUAAAAUAGUGUAUCGUCGGCAUCCGUAUAUAAAAAAUAAUAAUAGAAAUAAUAAUAGAAAUUUAAUUAAUGCGAAUACAAGAAAAAAAAAAUGAAAAUUAAGAGAGAAAUUGUAUUUUUCGAUCGCAAAUAUUUUUAUUAUUUGCCUGAUAAUCGGGACCGUGCAAAAAAAAAGAAAAUAAAUAAAAAAAAAAA